Plasmodium vivax (malaria parasite P. vivax) is the source of this 2036-nucleotide messenger RNA. RefSeq names its product inosine-5'-monophosphate dehydrogenase, putative. Gene Ontology annotation, biological process: GTP biosynthetic process. Bases 504 to 2036 code for a protein of 510 amino acids. The transcript has a single exon. The record is from RefSeq and is a predicted model, not a curated record. Gene Ontology annotation, molecular function: IMP dehydrogenase activity. Gene Ontology annotation, cellular component: cytoplasm. NCBI's taxonomy places the organism in Eukaryota, Apicomplexa, Aconoidasida, Haemosporida, Plasmodiidae.
AUAAUUAAUCACCAUAACCGCGUAAGCCGAAUCAGUUCGCCCUCCCCACUGACGCGUAAAAUGCCUUUUCAUCGAAAGUGGGUCUCACGGCAUUUGCAUCUGCACCAAGAUAAGCUCUCCCCACAGUGAUAGUAAACACAAAUUUGAAGAGAGCCUCGCCCCGGGGUUGGAUACAAACGCAUCUCUGUGCUCGCUGCGGUUAAGGAGUCACCAGGGGAAUUGUUUUUUUUUCCCCCUUUUUUUUUCCUUCUUUUUUCCUUUUUUUGCUUCCUUUCCCGCCGCUUUUCUUCCUUUGCUUAUUUCCCCCUUCUUGCCGAAUCGCCAGCCGCGUCCCGGAAGUGACCCACUUUGUAAAACACUACUCCGCGGCGAGGCAAACGAGAAGCAAAGGAGAUGUCUCACUUGUCGUAGGGACCCCCGGCGGAAGCAUUUGGCGACAAGGACUGCCCCGCGUAGCGGCCCCUCUGAGCUGCCCCUCCUACCCGCUUCUAUCUGCUGGCGCCAUGGCGAACGGGUGGCCCGCGGAUAAAAUCUUCGGGGACGUCAUGUCCUACACGUACGACGACAUCAUCUGCCUGCCGGGGUACAUCAACUUCCCAAUGAGCGAAAUCGACCUGUGCAACAACCUGACGCCGGAGAUCUCUCUGAAGACGCCCAUCAUAUCCUCCCCCAUGGACACGGUGACGGAGCACAAGAUGUCCAUUUCGCUAGCUCUCUGUGGAGGCCUGGGAAUCAUCCACAACAACAUGAGCAUAGAGAAUCAAAUAGAAGAGGUGAAGAAGGUCAAGCGGUUCGAAAACGGGUUCAUAUUUGAUCCGUAUACCUUCUCCCCAGAACACACGGUGGCAGAUGUAAUUGCAACCAAAAAUAAAGUGGGCUACAAAUCGUAUCCCAUAACGGUAGAUGGGAAGGUGGGUUCUAAAUUAGUUGGGAUCAUUACAGGGGUGGACUACCUCUACCUCACUGAUAAAACGAGGAAAAUAAAAGACAUCAUGACGACGGAGGUAGUUACAGGCAACUACCCAAUCAACCUCUCCGAUGCUAAUAAGGUCCUAUGUGAAGAAAAAAAAAGUGUCCUCCCAAUUGUUAAUAGCAAUUAUGAGUUAAUAGCUCUCGUCUGCAGAAACGACAUGCACAAAAAUAAAAUUUUCCCCCACGCUUCGAAAAGUCAAAAUAAACAGCUAAUUGUAGGUGCCUCCAUUUCGACUAGGGAACACGACUUAGAGAGAGCCAACCAGUUAAUAAAAAAUAUGAUUGACAUCAUCUGCAUAGACUCCUCCCAGGGGAACAGCAUAUACCAAAUUGAUACCAUCAAGAAGAUUAAGGGGGCUCACCCGGACAUCCCCAUCAUUGGGGGUAACGUAGUGACAUGCGAUCAGGCAAAAAACUUAAUAGAUGCAGGGGCUGAUGUGUUGCGAAUAGGAAUGGGUAGUGGCUCCAUUUGCACCACCCAAGAUGUAUGUGCCAUUGGAAGAGCCCAAGGCACAGCAGUCUACCACGUAAGUAACUAUGCGCAUACUAGAAAUAUUAAAACCAUUGCAGAUGGGGGAAUUAAAAACUCCGGGAAUAUUGUUAAAGCAUUAUCCAUCGGUGCAGACUUCGUGAUGAUGGGGAACCUCCUAGCCGCAACAGAAGAAAGCUGUAGUGAUUACUAUUUUGAAAAUAAUGUGCGUCUGAAAAUCUACAGAGGAAUGGGGAGCAUGGAGGCCAUGUACAACAAGGGAUUCAAUUCUAAGAGUAGAUACCUCGUGGAGGAGCGAAAGAAUGAUGGCCUCUGUGACCAGAAUGAAGAAAUAAAAGUGUCCCAAGGGGUGUCAGCUAGCUUAGUCGACAAAGGAUCUGUCCUCAAUUUGAUUCCUCAUCUUGUUAAGGCUGUUAAGCAUGGCUUCCAGAGCAUGGGAAUUAGGAACAUCCCCGAGCUGCAUUCCAGGCUGUACUCGGGCGACCUCAAGUUCGACGUGCGCUCCUUCAACACCAUCAAGGAGGGCCGCAUAAGCGACAACCUCAUAUUCACCAAUAAGAAGUUCACGCCCUGA